ACUGCGGCUUUGGCGCCCACCGAAAGUGCUCCGAGCUGGUGCCCAGUGACUGCUGUCCCUCACUGUCGCACAUCCGGCGCAUCUUCGGCAUCGACCUGACGACCUUCGUCAAGGCGAGUAACUGCCUGCGUCCCUUCAUCGUCGACCUGCUGGUGGGCGAGGUGGAGCGCCGAGGGAUGACCGUGGAGGGCAUCUACCGCGCCUGCGGCUCCUCGGACGCCAUCGACGCCCUGCGGGAGCGCUUCGAGGCCCACUGGGAGCAGGCCGAUGGGUACCUGCGCUCAGUGGAGGACGUGCACGUCAUCACCGGCCUGCUCAAGCUCUACCUCCGCCUGCUGCCCCUGCCGCUGAUCACCUUCGAGGCCUAUCCGAUGUACAUCGAGGCCAUCAAAAAGUCGAACCAGGACCAGUCGCUGUCGGCGCUGCGAGAUGCCACAGCCAAGCUGCCGCCCGCCCACUACCAGACGCUCAAGUACCUGGUGACCCAUCUCAAUCG
Molecule: messenger RNA, 496 nt
Organism: Rhagoletis zephyria (snowberry fruit fly)
Lineage: Eukaryota; Metazoa; Arthropoda; Insecta; Diptera; Tephritidae
Source: RefSeq, a predicted model, not a curated record